Metarhizium brunneum ARSEF 3297 is the source of this 1032-nucleotide messenger RNA. It is a transcript of the gene prpf18, whose product is annotated as Pre-mRNA-splicing factor 18. Gene Ontology annotation, biological process: RNA splicing; generation of catalytic spliceosome for second transesterification step. NCBI's taxonomy places the organism in Eukaryota, Fungi, Ascomycota, Sordariomycetes, Hypocreales, Clavicipitaceae. Gene Ontology annotation, cellular component: U2-type post-spliceosomal complex; U4/U6 x U5 tri-snRNP complex; U5 snRNP. The record is from RefSeq and is a predicted model, not a curated record.
AUGGACUUUGCGUCCCUCAUGAACAAGGAGCUCUCCAAGGCCAAAACAACAAACGACUCGUCCAAAAAAUACCUCAAACGAUCUGAAAUCGAAGAAGAGCGGAAACAGGCAUACAUAGCAGAGCAAAAGACCCUCGAGGAGGAGCGCGAAGCGAAAGCAGCAGCCAAGCGCAAACGAGAGGAAGAGCUGGCGACGGAGAAUGCAGCCCGCGAAGAGAAGAGACGCAAACUAGCCGAAGAGUCGAGGAAACUAAAAGAAGAGAGGGAAGAGGAGGAAGAAAGAGCGAGGAGAAAGCGGCUAGGGCUUCCGGAACUCGUAAAGAAGAAGGAGGAAGACGAAGGCCAGGCCGUGCAAGAUGAUGUCCCGGAGGAAGAGCUGCGGGAGAAAUUGAGAGAAAUAGGACACCCGGUGAUGCUUUUCGGGGAAUCGCACGCUGCCAAGUUAAGGAGGUACAGGAAGUUGACGACGGUGAUGAGCAUGGGCCCCAUACCGACGACGCUGGCGCUGGUGGAGGAAAAGGACAUGAAGGUCGACGGGACGGUGCCCGCGGACAGAGACGGGAGGAAGUGGCUGUUCAGACAGCUCGCGAGCUACUUCACCAUGGUGCUCACAGAGUACGAGAGGACCAUGGAGGAGGAGAAGAGCGAAACGAGCGCCGGCAAGACGGCGUACAGCGCCAUGGUGCAAACCAGAGAAAAUAUGAAGCCGCUCUUUCGCAAAUUCGAAUCCAACGACGUGGACGACUCCCUCCUCGUACCGGUGGUGCAAAUCGUGCAGGCCCUUCAGGAAAGACGCUACGUCGACGCCAACGACGACUAUCUCCGUUUGAGUAUCGGCAAGGCCGCCUGGCCCAUUGGCGUGACCAUGGUUGGUAUCCACGAGAGAAGCGCUCGCGAGAAGCUGCACAACGGCGAGAAGGGUCACGUCAUGGGUGAUGAGGUUACGCGCAAGAUUUUGCAGAGCAUCAAGCGCUGUCUUACCUUUGCCCAAGUGAGGUGGCCGCCGACGGAUUUGAGACAGCUGAUGGGCUGA